This is a messenger RNA of Hevea brasiliensis (rubber tree), 1496 nucleotides long. RefSeq lists its product as uncharacterized. The transcript has 4 exons. The record is from RefSeq and is a predicted model, not a curated record. The coding region runs from base 1 to 1479 and encodes 492 amino acids. Lineage: Eukaryota; Viridiplantae; Streptophyta; Magnoliopsida; Malpighiales; Euphorbiaceae.
AUGGCCUACAAACAUUAUAAGUCAGCCAUUGGAGAUCCAGGGAUGAGAAGAGAUGGUCUUAGGAUAGCCAUUGAAGCUUGGAAUCAGUGCAACGAAGUUGGCGAAGAAGCUCCCAAUAUGGGAAGUCCAAGAUUGGCUGAUUGCUUUGAUGUUGAUCAUUCAAAAUCACCAGGCAUAUCCAACUCUCUACUUGAUUUUAUCUCUGCAAAAUUUGAUCCAUGCAUGUCAUAUAUGCGAACUUAUGAACUGAGGUUAAUACACAAGGUGGAUGAGCAAGAUAACAGGCUUGGCGUAUUGAGUGGUACAUACGGAGGAAUAACAACUAAAAAACCAGACACUUAUGCAGCUGCAAAGGAGUUAUAUCUGGGUCAUAAAUGUCAAGUAAUGCAAAACAAUACAAAGCCUUGGCAAUUUUGGAUGAUCAUGCUCAAGAGUGGCAAUAUGGACACUACAGCAGCCAAAUGCCCCGAAAAUGGCCACAAGUCCAAACCUUUCCCACCAGAACCACGGUUUCCAUGCUUUGGUAAAGGAUGCAUGAACAUGCCCUAUAUAUUCCAUAACUACACCAGCCUACUGCUGAAUCGCAAGACCUUAAAAGGAAGCUUUUAUGGGACUUGGGAUUUGGAUUCUGAUGUUAGAAAUGCAGCACUUGCCAAUGGCACUUCUUAUUUCAAAGUCACUUGGGUCAAAAAACAUUUAGGGAAAGGUAGCUGGGUUUUUCACCACAAGUUGAAGACUUCUCCAAAGUAUCCAUGGUUGAUGCUCUACCUGAGGUCCGACGCCACCAAAGGAUUAUCCGGCGGGUACCAUUAUCCGACAAGGGGGAUGUUAACAACAGUUCCCAAGUCGCCCAAUUUCAAGGUAGUGUUCAGGUUAAAUGUAAAGCAAGGAGGAGGUAAAAACAGCCAAUUUUACCUAAUGGACAUAGGAAGCUGCUGGAAAAACAAUGGAAAACCUUGCGAUGGGGAUGUGAGCACAGACGUUACUCGAUACAGUGAAAUGAUUAUAAACCCUGAAACAGAACCAUGGUGCAAACCUGACGAUCUGAAACUGUGCCCCCCUUACCACACCUUCCGUAAUGGAACCAGAAUCCACCGGACAGACAAGGACAAUUUCCCCUAUGAUGCAUACCACCUGUGGUGUGCACCAGGAAAUGCCAAGUACCUGGAGGAGCCACAUAAUUUAUGUGAUGCAUAUAGCAAUCCUCAACCACAAGAGAUACUGCAAAUCCUUCCUCAUCCUGUCUGGGGUGAAUAUGGCUACCCUACAAAGAAGGGUGAGGGUUGGAUAGGAGAUCCAAGAACUUGGCAUCUUGAUGUUGGGAGAUUAUCUCAGAACCUUUAUUUUUAUCAGGAUCCCGGCACCAAGCCUGCUACUAGGCAUUGGCCAUCAAUUGACUUAGGAACUGAAAUAUAUAUUAGCGAAGAUGAAGUGGCAGAGUGGAGCGUUAGCCACUUUGACAUUGUUCUGACAUCUUGAAUAAAACCAAAAAGCAU